Cheilinus undulatus (humphead wrasse) is the source of this 6881-nucleotide messenger RNA. RefSeq names its product calcium-activated potassium channel subunit alpha-1-like. Bases 622 to 4284 code for a protein of 1220 amino acids. Gene Ontology annotation, biological process: transmembrane transport; potassium ion transport. Gene Ontology annotation, cellular component: postsynaptic membrane. Lineage: Eukaryota; Metazoa; Chordata; Actinopteri; Labriformes; Labridae. The transcript has 32 exons. The record is from RefSeq and is a predicted model, not a curated record. Gene Ontology annotation, molecular function: large conductance calcium-activated potassium channel activity.
AAUGGAUGCGACAGGCGGACAGCGGAGCCUGGAGAGACGCAACAACUAAUUCUUUUUAUCCUUGACUCUUUUUUUAAUUCCUUUUCACCGUUUUACUUCGAAAGGUUAUCGAUAAAGUGCGGUUGAAACGCGAGAAGAACAUUCAACAGUGAAAACAAGGUGGAGCAGCGCGCGAAGCCACCGUCUACUGAGGACGUCACAGCUCUUUAAUCUUCAUAACAUCCCUCGUGCAUUUUAAACCGUUUGGACUGUUCUGGAAAUAAGGAGUUUUUCGUAGUUUUUUCUUGAAAUGUGAUUUCAUACGCACGAAAGAAAGGAUGGCGCGCAAUUCCAGUCAUGAACGCGCAUCGUGACGCGCACAGCUGACAUCUGAAAUUGUGGGGAAGUUUUUUAUUUUCGUGCGUGUACCUGCUUUCCACUCAACUUUUACGUCCUCGGCUGGUGAAGCCAGAGGAGCGGGAGGUGGCUGACUCAAACAUGGCCGAGCCGAGGGGGCAUCAGGGGACGCUGGUUGGAGGUCCCCAAAGCGCCUGAAGCCCGGCUGAGUUGGUUGUUUGUGUUUGUUUUAGGAGGGGCUGGAGGGUGGAGGUGACGGAGGGGGAGGGUUAAAGGUGAGCAGAAAUGCCGAAAAACCGGGAGAAAUUCGCCCCGGACCCGUCCAUCCACAUCUCCAAGAUGAACGUGAUCAUCCCGUUCUCGCCAGAUGUGCCGUGUGACAGUAACGGGCAGCGGAUGUGGUGGGCUUUCCUCGCCUCGUCCAUGGUCACUUUCUUCGGGGGGCUCUUCAUCAUCCUGCUGUGGAGAACUCUCAAAUACCUUUGGACUGUGUGCUGCCACUGUAACGCCAAGAAGAAGGAGGUCCAUCGGAUCACAACAGGCGAUGGCAUCAAGCGCACGGACAAGGACGACCCGGCGGCCAGCGAGGUGGGCUGGAUGACCUCGGUGAAAGACUGGGCCGGAGUCAUGAUCUCUGCUCAGACGCUGACAGGAAGAGUCCUGGUGGUGCUGGUGUUUGCUCUCAGCAUUGGAGCCCUUGUAAUAUACUUCAUCGAUUCCUCUGAUCCUAUUGAGUCGUGUCAGAACUUCUACAAAGACUUCACGCUGCAGAUCGACAUGGCGUUCAACAUCUUCUUCCUGCUGUACUUCGGCCUCCGAUUUAUCGCUGCCAAUGACAAGCUGUGGUUCUGGCUGGAGGUGAACUCAGUGGUGGACUUCUUCACGGUUCCUCCGGUGUUUGUGUCCGUAUAUCUGAACAGGAGCUGGCUUGGCUUGAGGUUUUUAAGGGCCUUAAGGUUGAUACAGUUCUCAGAAAUUUUACAGUUUUUGAAUAUACUAAAAACAAGCAACUCUAUAAAGCUGGUGAACCUGUGUUCAAUCUUCAUAAGCACAUGGCUGACUGCUGCAGGAUUCAUUCAUUUGGUGGAAAACUCAGGAGAUCCCUGGGAAAACUUCCAAAAUUCCCAGGCGCUCUCCUACUGGGAAUGUGUUUAUUUACUCAUGGUUACUAUGUCCACCGUCGGCUACGGAGAUGUUUAUGCAAAAACCACCCUGGGCCGCCUGUUUAUGGUCUUCUUCAUCCUUGGUGGUUUGGCCAUGUUUGCAAGCUACGUCCCUGAAAUCAUAGAGUUAAUAGGAAACCGCAAGAAAUAUGGUGGUUCCUAUAGUGCGGUUAAUGGGAGAAAGCACAUCGUGGUCUGUGGUCAUAUUACACUGGAGAGUGUGUCCAACUUUCUAAAAGACUUCCUACACAAGGACAGGGAUGAUGUCAAUGUAGAAAUUGUUUUUCUCCAUAAUAUUUCCCCUAAUCUUGAGCUGGAAGCCUUGUUCAAACGUCACUUCACUCAGGUGGAGUUUUACCAAGGGUCCGUCCUAAACCCACACGACCUGGCCAGAGUAAAGAUUGAAUCAGCUGAUGCUUGCUUAAUCUUAGCAAACAAAUACUGUGCUGACCCCGAUGCUGAGGAUGCAUCUAAUAUCAUGAGGGUAAUAUCAAUCAAGAACUACCAUCCCAAGAUCAGAAUAAUCACUCAAAUGUUGCAGUACCACAACAAGGCCCACCUCUUAAACAUCCCAAGCUGGACCUGGAAGGAGGGAGACGACGCCAUUUGUCUCGCCGAGUUGAAACUGGGCUUCAUCGCCCAGAGCUGCCUGGCUCAGGGCCUCUCCACCAUGCUGGCCAACCUUUUCUCCAUGAGGUCCUUCAUCAAGAUCGAGGAGGACACAUGGCAGAAAUAUUACCUAGAGGGAGUAGCCAAUGAGAUGUACACAGAGUACCUGUCCAGUGCCUUCGUGGGAUUGUCAUUUCCUGUGAUUUGCGAACUGUGCUAUGUGAAGCUAAAGCUCCUGCUGAUAGCUAUAGAGUACAAGUCUGAUCAAAGAGAAAGCAGCACCCUGAUAAACCCUGGAAACCAUGUGAAAAUGCAGGAGGGGACCCUGGGCUUCUUCAUUGCAAGUGAUGCCAAAGAAGUAAAGAGAGCGCUGUUUUACUGUAAAGCCUGCCAUGAUGACAUCACUGAUCCCAAAAGGAUAAAGAAAUGUGGAUGCAAGAAAUUGAUAUAUUCUAAAAAUAGCUAUAAUGGAUAUAUCAAAUCAAUUGAAGAGGACCAACAGUUGGCACUAUCACCUAAAAAAAAGCAACGCAACGGAGGCAUGAGAAAUUCACCAAACUCCUCGCCCAAGAUAAUGAGACACGACCCGCUCCUCGUCCCAGGCAACGAGCAGAUUGAAAGCAUGGACGAGAGCAUAAAGAAAUACGACUCCACAGGGAUGUUUCACUGGUGCCCGUCCAGAGACAUCGAGAAGGUCAUUUUGACCCGCAGUGAGGCUGCCAUGACAGUUCUGAGUGGUCAUGUGGUCGUUUGCAUAUUUGGAGAUGCGAAAUCAGCAUUGAUCGGUCUGAGAAACUUUGUCAUGCCUCUAAGAGCGAGCAACUUCCACUACCACGAGCUGAAGCACAUCGUGUUUGUCGGCUCCCUCGAGUAUUUCAAGCGAGAGUGGGAGACUCUUCACAAUUUUCCAAAAGUCUCCAUUUUACCGGGCACACCGUUGAGCCGGGCAGAUCUGAGGGCUGUCAACAUCAACCUCUGCGACAUGUGUGUCAUCCUGUCAGCCAAUCAGAACAAUAUUGACGAUGCAUCACUGCAGGACAAAGAAUGCAUCUUGGCGUCACUCAACAUCAAAUCCAUGCAGUUUGACGACAGCAUCGGGGUCUUGCAGGCUAAUUCCCAAGGCUUCACACCACCAGGCAUGGAUAGAUCCUCUCCUGAAAACAGCCCAGUCCACGGAUUAGUGCGGCAGACUUCUGUCACCACUGGAGCAAAUAUUCCCAUCAUAACAGAACUGGCACCAUUAGCAAAGCCAGGCAAAAAACUGCCUGUGAUUUCAUUCAGUCAGGAUAAAAGCAGUGGGACCAGCAUACAAAUGAUAACAGAGCUGGUGAACGACUCAAAUGUUCAAUUCUUGGACCAAGAUGAUGACGACGACCCAGACACCGAGUUAUACCUCACUCAGCCUUUUGCCUGUGGGACUGCCUUCGCAGUCAGCGUGCUGGAUUCCUUAAUGAGUGCUACAUACUUCAAUGAUAAUAUCCUCACCUUGAUCCGGACGCUGGUAACAGGCGGGGCGACGCCGGAGCUGGAGGGGCUGCUGGCAGAGGAGAAUGCGUUACGGGGUGGCUACAGCACGCCACAGACCCUGGCAAAUAGGGACAGGUGUCGCGUGGCACAGCUGGCCUUGUACGAUGGGCCCUUCGCCGACCUCGGGGAUGGUGGCUGUUAUGGUGACCUGUUCUGUAAAGCACUGAAAACAUACAACAUGCUGUGCUUUGGUAUCUACCGGUUACGAGAUGCACAUCUAAACACUCAAAGCCAAUGCACCAAGCGGUAUGUUAUAACAAAUCCACCGUAUGCGUUUGAGCUGGUGCCCUCAGACCUGAUAUUCUGCCUGAUGCAGUUUGACCACAAUGCUGGCCAGUCUCGAACCAGCCUCUCCCACUCUUCCCAUUCGUCUCAUUCCUCCAGCAAAAAGAGCUCCUCCGUCCACUCUAUCCCAACCUCCAACCGCACCAACCGCACCAAAAGCAGGGACUCACGAGACAAACAAAAUGCAACAAGGAUGAAUAGAGUGAGCCAAGAAAAGACAUGGUUUACAGAUGAGCCCGAAAAUACCCACCUGAGGACCAUACACAUCAAGCCUGUGAAUACGCUCGCCGCCAACCACGUCAGUCAGUUUAAAUCCACCAACAGCUUGAUUCACCCCAUCAGAGAAGCAGAGGACGAGUGCUGAUCCACGGACGCUUGAACAUUUGGACUCCAAAAGGACUUAAGAGUUGUCAGAGUUGGACUGGGACUUUCUCAUCUGCAAACAUAAAUGAUUUAUAGUCACUGAAAAAGAACCAUACUGCUUUUCUCAUUUAAAUGCUGCAAGAUUAUUGUACAAGCAGACUUAGAAUCAUUAUAAAAUACAUGCGACAAUCAUAAUCAAAUCAGCUAAUAGUUUGUACAGUUAAUAUUUAGCAGUGACCAGACUCCAUUAAGCUUUUGUUCCAUUUUGGGGAAUGAGGGUCACUUCAUGGGAGACAGUGAUGUAAAAUUAUUAUUACAUUAAAGAAGGGGAUUAUGAUGAUGACUGGAAGUUUUGCAUUUGUAAAAGUUGCCUUUUUAGCUGUUAAAGAACAACUACUACUGCAUUUACUCUACCCAGUGUUGCAGAGUUUCUCUGUACAGUAUGUCAAAGCGUGUAUUUCACAUCCUGCUGCAAUCCCACCACAAUGGCACAGACAGUGACUGACUCUCAGUGAUUCCUUUGCCAUUUGGAAGCUAAUUCACAACAUUUGUGACAGUUAAGAAAGCCAGUGUCCAUGUGUAAAUGGCAUUUGGCUCCAGCCUUAUCUCUAUCCAUAUGAGCUGCAUUUCCACCAAGUGGUCUGGUUCAGUUCGGUUUGGUACAGUUUGUGUUUCCAUUGAAUGAUACCGAAAUAUCUGAUACCAUCUUACUUUUUGGCACCCUUAAAUCAGGCACCAAGUGUACCUAUCAGACCCUAGUCUUUUGAUUGGUACAAAGACUCUUCACUUUUCAUGUGGCAGCUGUAAUUAUGAACAAACACGAAACGCACCAUGUUCUGUACAAAGCUCAACAGCUUUUCUUGCUUUUAAAGGAAAUGAUAUUAGUCAAAUAAUCCUUGUGGGGGUACUGGUUAGCUGAAAUGACCACUCACUUCAAGCAAGAGGGAAAGAAAGAGAGUUGGUUUCCUCUUUUUUGUUGUUGUUAAUAGGCACAAAAAAAAGCUAGAAUAGCACCAAAUCAAGAGCCGUUUUGGAGCCGCAAGACCGACUCUUAAUUCUGCACAGAGCUAAAUGAUCAGAUCUCUUAACAAGAGCCACAACUCCCAUCAUCAGUACGAGCAAAGCUAGACAGACACUGGCUGUGGAAAAGCAAACAAGAUCAAGUUUUAUGCUACCAAUCUGUACUGAACCAAACUGGACCUCUGGUGAAAGCGCACCAUUGUAUUUGUCUUAUCUUUGCCUUUUUUGAGUCGUUUGUUAUCAGUGUUUUCAUGUUGCUGUUUGGUUGCAAUGUCCAAAUUCCCAGAAAGGAAAGCUUUUAAGAAUCUGCAGAGUUUCUCCAGGGGUAAAACAUUAGAAAUGUCCUGUAUUUUGUUCUUUAAAAGCCAAAUAUGAUAGAGCUGUUUUGCUACAACAUUAGAAAACAAAAACCUCACCGUUUCUUAUACAGAGCAAAGAAAAUCAUAUAAAGAAAAGCCAAAUCUUAAGAUAAAGAUUGGCGCCAUUUUAAGUCCUUAGGUAAGUUGAAUAUUAAAGCCACAUAUCGCAUGAAGUGGGCACCUUUAAGUCCUCCUUUGGCUGUAAGCACUGCCUGACACAGGAUUGUCUUGGAGGCUUUUUUAGUUUUAACUCCAUGACCAAUCUUAAUGCCAUAAUCAGACAUGUUCAUGCUUUUUGAAAAACAGCUCUAUCAUAAAACUUUCUUUGGCUCUUCAUAUGUUUACUUUCAUUCAUAAAACACUCAUCUAAUGAGGUAUUGUCAUUUGCUUUUGUUUGUGAGCUGACCAGAGGGCGAGCUAAGAGUGGAUAUUAAUGCUGUCCUACUUUAAUAACACAACAUAGCUAUAUUGGCACUGUUGUCACUUUAUAUCUGAAUCAAUAAAGGGAAGAAAAAGGUAGAAAAAAUAACAUAAGCAAUCAGUUAAAUCCAGCUUGGAUGUGUCACAGUCUAGUCUAGCAUCUAUGUUGUGUAAAGAGAGAAGUUGUGACAUUUUUACUGGCACAGAGAUCAUCCAAACCAUCCAUCCCUCGGUGCCAGUAAUGUGCCAGGCAGUGCUGAAGCCAACGGAGGACUCCACAAGACCCACUGCUGCGAAAAGAGGCUUCUAGUUUAGCUUGAUUUAACUGUCCUUUGAAAUGUUCUUUAAGUUUCCAAUCCUGCAAGCUCAGAGACUGUAUAUUUCAAAAUAUAGCCUUUGAAUUUCUUAUUUGAGGCUGUUAUUCCCUGGAGAUAAAGCUGUAGAAUGAAGUCUUAAUAUGAUUUUGAAAUGAUCCAUUGUCAAAGCAGAGCCUGAUAGCAAGUCAUUUCAUGUACUCCUCAAAGAAAUCUGUAAAGCUUAAUGUAAAUUAUUUCUUUCCAGUGUGUUCUUGUUUGACGGUAUCUGUAGGGUGGAGAGACUUUGCGGUCUAGUUUGUAUUAUUUUGUGAUUUUUUUUUAGCACAUUGAUUUGUGGACACAAUGACUGUGCUAAGUUGAUAUUUCUGACUAUGUCAUAAUACCCAAUUAUAAAUACAGUUUAUUGUCUUGUACAAAUAGCCUUGUACAUAAAAUUGUACAUGAUUUCAUUUUGUAUUUUCACAAAUUAAAAGCUGAUGUAU